Molecule: messenger RNA, 1260 nt
Organism: Brienomyrus brachyistius
Lineage: Eukaryota; Metazoa; Chordata; Actinopteri; Osteoglossiformes; Mormyridae
Product: mucin-17-like
Exons: 2
Coding region: 1-1260 (419 amino acids)
Source: RefSeq, a predicted model, not a curated record
AUGGCUUCUCUGGACAGCAGUGGUACAGCAACAGCCGAGACAUCAUCAAUGUUUUCUACAGCAUUAUCUUCUGUUGCUCCUUCAGAAGUAACACCUUCACAAACUCAAUCAACAGCAUUGCCAACUUCUUCCCCAUCUGACAUCACAAGCGUUUCCUCUGACAGAACUGCAACCACACAAGAAAUCUCAACUCUUUCUCCUUCUCCUCAAGCUGAAGCCACAUCUCUUACUCUCUCAGCAACAUCAGUAACCUCAGCUGUUGGUACGACCGCUGGAAUAGAUCCCACUGAGACCCAGGGAACACCUGAGAUUACUCCAUUUGUUACUGUCACUCAGCAACCAAAUACUACUGAACAUGUGACAACAUCAGAAAUGACGAGCACGUUAGAGACACCACAUGUGAGCUCGGCAACACUUUCCACAGAAACAUCGCAAAUCACAAGUGACGCUACAACAGAAUCUGCAUCAUCUGUUGCCGUAGCAUCCACGAAUGUUCCACAAUCCCCAACAACAACAAUGGCUUCUCUGGACAGCAGUGGUACAGCGACAGCCGAGACAUCAUCAAUGUUUUCUACAGCAUUAUCUUCUGUUGCUCCUUCAGAAGUAACACCUUCACAAACUUACUCAACAGCAUUGCCAACUUCUUCCCCAUCUGACAUCACAAGCGUUUCCUCUGACAGAACUGCAACCACACAAGAAAUCUCAACUCUUUCUCCUUCUCCUCAAACUCAAGCCACAUCUCUUACUCUCUCAGCAACAUCAGUAACCUCAGCUGUUGGUACGACCGCUGGAAUAGAUACCACUGAGACCCAGGGAACACCUGAGAUUACUCCAUUUGUUACUGCCACUCAGCAACCAAAUACUACUGAAAAUGUGACAUCAGAAAUGACGAGCACGUUAGAGACACCACAUGUAAGCUCGGCAACACUUUCCACAGAAACAUCGCAAAUCACAAGUGACGCUACAACAGAAUCUGCAUCAUCUGUUGCCACAGCAUCCACGAAUGUUCCACAAUCCCCAACAACAACAAUGGCUUCUCUGGACAGCAGUGGUACAGCGACAGCCGAGACAUCAUCAAUCCGUAGCAUCCACGAUUGUUCCACAAUCCCCAACAACAACAAUGGCUUCUCUGGACAGCAGUGGUACAGCGACAGCCGAGACAUCAUCAAUGUUUUCUACAGCAUUAUCUUCUGUUGCUCCUUCAGAAGUAACACCUUCACAAACUCAAUCAACAGCAUUGCCAACUUCUUCCCCAUCUGA